Messenger RNA from Poecilia reticulata (guppy), 3293 nucleotides. It is a transcript of the gene hycc1, whose product is annotated as hyccin PI4KA lipid kinase complex subunit 1. NCBI's taxonomy places the organism in Eukaryota, Metazoa, Chordata, Actinopteri, Cyprinodontiformes, Poeciliidae. The record is from RefSeq and is a predicted model, not a curated record. Gene Ontology annotation, biological process: phosphatidylinositol phosphate biosynthetic process; protein localization to plasma membrane. Gene Ontology annotation, cellular component: plasma membrane.
GCUCGCGUCUUCGCCGUUGGUGAUAGUCUGACCGGAGAAAGUAACGAAGAUGGAAGGAGCUGAUGGUGUUGAAUUAUUAAGGAUAUUUAUGGACUAGCAACCGGUUAGCCUUUUACUGAAAUCUUUGGGCCGACGAAGGACAAUAAUAUCGGGAACCUGACGGGUAGCAUGCCAGUAGAAGCAACUCCACUGCAGAUGAGGGAACAUGUUGGCAAUGGACCAAGGAGUGGUGGAGGAAUGGCUGUCCGAAUUUAAGACCCUCCCAGACAGUGCCAUCGCCUCCUAUGCCGCCUCACUUAAAGAGAAAGGCUCUCUGAUACCGGCACUCUACAAGGUCAUACGAGAAAACUACAGCGACCUGCUGGAGCCAGUUUGUCACCAGUUGUUUGAGUUUUACCGGAGCGGCGUGCCACAGCUGCAGCGUUUCACACUGCAGUUCCUGCCAGAGCUCCUGUGGAGCCUCCUGUCUGUCAGCGCUGCCAGAGACCCCCACACAUCCGGCUGCAUCGAGGCACUGCUGCUGGGCAUUUACAACCUGGAAAUAGUUGACAAAGAUGGACAAAGUAAAAUAUUGUCUUUCACCGUCCCUUCCCUCUCCAAACCCUCAGUAUAUCACGAGCCAUCAGCCAUUGGCUCCAUAGCUCUCACAGAAGGAGCUUUAGCCAAUCACGGGCUGAGCAGGGUGGUGUAUAGUGGGCCACACCUCCAGAGAGAGACUUUUACAGCACAAAACAGAUUUGAGGUGCUGACCUUCCUGCUGCUGUGCUACAAUGCGGCUCUCAACUACAUGACCCCCGCCUCCCUGCAGUCCCUCUGUCAGCUCAGCUCCAGGGUGAGUAUAUGUGGCUACCCGCGGCAACAGAUGAGACGGUAUAAAGGCAUCAGCACACGACUCACGGUCACGUCAGAGUUUUUGGUUCAGCUCAUAACAGGGAUCUACUAUGCCUUGUCCAACGGUGAACUUGAGCUGGGAUCCAAAGCGCUGGAUGACGUCCUGUAUCGAGCCCAGCUGGAGUUAUUUCCUGAGGCUCUCUUGGUGGGUAAUGCCAUCAAGUCUUCACUACACAGCGCAGCAUUGAAAAGCAAAGAGGGCGGUCGGAGUAUCCAAGUGGAGAUUACGCCCACCGCCUCCAGGAUCUCCCGCAAUGCUGUCACCUCCCUCUCUAUAAGAGGACACCGCUGGAAGAGAAACGACGCAGUGGAUCUGGGUUCCCCGGACGAGUUGAUGGACAUAGCCGAGCUAGACGAAGGGGUCUGGCCGGGAGCGGCGGUGGUUCCCGACAUGAACCCUCCUGCCAUCACCAUCAGCAGCAGCACCACCACACUGAACCUGGGAGCUAAAGCGCUGAAGAUGGUUCGACUCAACGGGCGCAGCAGCAAGGACAAGGACAAGGAGUGCAACGCCCUGACAACGGGGCGGGCCGCCAGCGAGAACGCGGACCUGUCCAACAAGCGGCUGACGCUCACUUCCAGCCAGUCGGUGCCCAGGGCGGGCGCCCUCACAAGCCUGACUCGCACUGCCAGCGCCGUCUUCUCUCGUUCCUUCGAGGUCGUUACCAGCAGCAGCCCCACUCCCAACCACCCGACCUCCGAGGUGGGCUGCUUCUCCUGCAGCCUGCAGGAGGACAGUAUGGGGUACCUGAGCCCUACGGCGAGCCACACCACACGCUCCACUAGCAUUAGCGUUCACUUCAGCCCCGACCUUUGAACCCUUUAAGACUCUUUUACUCAAACGAACCCUCAUCUUUGAUCCUGUGAUCUUGUGACCCUGUACCUGUGAUCUGGAACUCCAAGCCAUGCCAACUGCAUUCGACCACAAAAGUGUGAAGAAAAACUCCCCACCUCCCAGCGUGUUUUCCUCCAUCACUUUGUUUUAGUCGUUUCUGACUCCGCGUGCCGUAAACCGGCUUGUUGUCUCGCUUCAGUCUGACAUUCAGAGCAGCUCGGCGAAUGAUGGAGGGAGGACAUCGGGUAUACCAUUUUCAGGUUUCUUGUUUUUAUUUUUGUUUUGUUAUUUUUGAGUUGAAGUCAAGGCAGGUCAUAAGUCUGCUCUCAUAAAUAAAUGCACUUAAAAUGAUCACUAAAAAAAACCUGUUUAAAAAGUUAUUAAACCUGCAUUUGUUGCCCAGUUUUCCACCCAUGCUCUUUGUGUCUGUGGGCAAGUGUACUAUAUGUGCGAGCAUGUGUGUGUGUAUGUUUUUUUUUUUUUUUGAAAACGGCUGCUGAUUGGUACAGUGAGUAAAGUGUGAUUAUCUUAGUCGAAAUAUGUGUUUCUACUACUUUUAUAUUACUAGUAAUUCCCUUCCCAUAGCAAUACAGAACACUUCUAUUCAGUAUUUUUAAAAUGUUUUUGGGCUGAUCACUCCGACCUCAUUGGACAGCAGUUUUAAACGUGCUUCUUCUCGAUUCUUCCUGAACCGCAUUGAAAAGAAAGCCACUGAAUAAUCAACCAGUCUGAAUAGAAUCAGCUCUUCUGUUUACAAUCACACAGUAUUCUCACCGUGACGGAGAAGCAAUACUUUCCUUCCUCUUUGCUCCUUUUAGGGCACCUUCUUUACAUGCCGCGUCAUAAAUGGCAACAUUUUGGAUCCGACUUCUUAAAAAUGACGAAGAUGAUUUGCAUCUUUGAGGGCGAUGAAUAUGAAUGAUUGAGUACUGAAUUUUGCACAAAGAAGAGCUAAUCGGUUGUAAUGAACUUUGGUAUUUUUCAUACGAACAAGAGUUUUUGACUCUGAAAUUGUAUUUUUUUCCCAAGGGGACAUGCUUUUUUUUUUUUUUUUUUUGCUCCUUUCAGACUCCUUCCCAACUUUUGUGUGAUGCAACAACCGCAUACGGCAGCAGGUUGGUUAGAUUCAACAAAGUUAUUUCUAAUUAUCCCUAAACUGUAAGUGUCCAAGCAAUAUGGGGGCACAUGUUCUAACCCAGCCAUGUCAGAUGUUUGUAGCACUAAGGUGACGUAAUUUCUGCCUCUCCUCUGGUUCGUUACUUCAUCCACAUGUCAAAAGACAUGUUAAUACCAAGAAGUGAAUAAAACUCCAACCAUCUGCUACAAAUGAUGUUCUAAAUGAAGCCGUCAUGCUGCUCCACCCUCGGUCUGUUUACUUUAGCUGUUAAGUGUCUACGGCUUGGUGGGACAAUACCAAUCAUGUUUCUUUGUAUGUGGGUUUACAGUAAAAUGGUUGAGCUAUCCUUGUACAUCAUACUGUUAUACUAAAGUUGGUUAUAUUUGCCUUUCUAUGUCUGAAAAUAACUCAUUGCUACAAGUUCUGGAAAUAAAGUGUUUCUAUAUUUCA